Molecule: messenger RNA, 2450 nt
Organism: Neltuma alba
Lineage: Eukaryota; Viridiplantae; Streptophyta; Magnoliopsida; Fabales; Fabaceae
Product: prostaglandin reductase-3
Exons: 18
Coding region: 204-2105 (633 amino acids)
Cellular component (GO): mitochondrion
Molecular function (GO): zinc ion binding; oxidoreductase activity
Source: RefSeq, a predicted model, not a curated record
CUGUUUCUCACUCGCGCGCUUGCAAAUCCAUUGAAACGGGAUAAUAACUAACAUGAUACAUGAACAGUAAAAAGUUGGAAGAACGAGGACUAUGGAUUGAAUAUUGUAAUAUAUCCCUUGCCCCUCACCUUUUACUCCUCUAGGCCGGCCAAAUUUGAUCCUGUAUCUUUCCCUCUGUUGUCGCAACGAUCCUACCUCGCUCCAUGGAGCUCAAACCGGGUUUGUCGGCACUGGUCACUGGAGGUGCCUCUGGAAUUGGUAAAAGUCUUUGCUUAGCUCUUGCAGAGAAGGGUAUAUUUGUCACAGUUGUUGAUUACUCUGAAGAAAAGGGAAGACAAGUCUCAUCCCUCGUUGAGCAAAUUAACACCAAGUUCCAUCCCAAGUUAGAACAUCCAUCUGCGAUUUUUGUGAAAUGUGAUGUGUCUAACACAAGGGAUAUUGCUGAUGCAUUUGAGAAACAUUCGUUGACAUAUGGAGGACUGGACAUUUGUAUCAACAGUGCAGGGAUCGGUAAUCCUGUACCGUUCAGUAAGGAUAAAACAGAUGGCUCUCGCUCAUGGAGAUACACUAUUGAUGUGAAUUUGAAUGCUGUUAUUGAUUGCACUCGCCUAGCGAUUAGAACCAUGGAAGCUACCAAAUCGCCUGGUGUGAUUAUCAAUAUGGGUUCUGCUUCCGGUCUUUAUCCAAUGUACGGAGAUCCUAUAUAUUCUGCCUCCAAAGGUGGCGUUGUCAUGUUUUCUAGAUCGCUUCGUCCAUACAAACACCAGGGAAUUCGUGUCAAUGUGCUCUGCCCUGAGUUUGUUCAAACUGAUAUGGGCACAAAGGUGGAUUCUAAAUUUGUUGGUUUGAUGGGGGGCUUUGUACCUAUGGAAAUGGUUGUGAAAGGUGCUUUUGAGCUUAUUAUUGAUGAGAGCAAAGCUGGUUCAUGCCUAUGGAUUACAAAUCGCCGUGGAUUUGAGUACUGGCCCACGCCAUCAGAAGAAGAGAAAUACAUGUUACCCUCCUCAAGUUUUCGGAGAAGAUCCGAGUUCAAAGCUCCACCAAUUAAACUUCCUGAGAUUUUUGAGAAAAUAGUUGUCCACACCUUGACUCACAACUUUAGGAACGCAACCAGUAUCGUGAGAACAUCACUGAGAUUACCCAUCAAACCACAUCAUGUUCUUGUAAAAUUGGUUUAUGCCGGUGUAAAUGCUAGUGAUGUAAAUUUCAGUUCAGGCCGCUAUUUUAGUGGCAAGGACAAAGACAUUUCUUCUCGUCUUCCAUUUGAUGCUGGAUUUGAGGCUGUGGGAAUAAUUGCAGCUGUUGGGGAUUCUGUGACUGGCUUAAAAGUUGGCAUGCCUUGUGCGCUCAUGACUUAUGGAGGGUAUUCUGAAUUCAUAAUGAUUCCUUCAAAACAUGCCCUUCCAGUUGCUAGACCAGAUCCAGAAGUUGUUGCCAUGCUUACUUCGGGACUAACUGCUUCAAUUGCUCUUGAAAAGGCAGGGCAUAUGGAUUCUGGAAAGGUAGUUCUUGUUACUGCUGCAGCUGGAGGAACCGGACAAUUUGCAGUUCAGCUUGCAAAAUUAGGAGGAAAUAAAGUGGUUGCAACUUGUGGAGGAGGGGCGAAAGCCAAGCUUCUAAAAGGAUUGGGAGUUGACAGGGUCAUAGACUAUAAAAGUGAAGAUAUUAAAACCGUUCUGACUAAGGAGUUCCCACAAGGCAUUGACAUCAUCUAUGAGUCUGUUGGUGGUGCCAUGUUCAACUUGUGCUUGAAUGCUUUAGCAGUCUAUGGGCGACUCAUUGUGAUUGGAAUGAUUUCUCAGUAUCAAGGAGAGCAUGGUUGGAAGCCAUCAAACUAUCCAGGAUUAUGCGAGAAGAUCUUGGCAAAGAGCCAGACUGUGACUGGCUUUUUCCUGGUGCAAUAUAGUCAUUUGUGGCGACAACAUCUUGACAGACUAUUUGAUCUGUACUCUGUGGGAAAGCUAAAGGUUGCUCUAGAUCCAAAGAGAUUUUCAGGCCUACAAUCUGUUGCUGAUGCAGUUGAGUAUCUCCAUUCAGGUCAAAGUGUUGGGAAGGUUGUUGUCUGUCUUGACCCAUCUUUCCAUCGUCAAGUGGCCAAACUAUGACUCCUCAAGGAUUAUACUAUUGUUUCAUCAAUUUCAAAUAUGGAAUUGUGAACUGAAGGAGGUGGAAUGAAAAUCAGCGUCCACUAUCUUUGCAGCUCUUACUCAAAUAUGCUACUGAACUAUAGUGAAGAUUGGUUCUGCACUUUCAAAUUUCUUGUCUGUUCAACUCCAGUAUAAUAUAUUCUCGCCUUUAUUUUGAGUUUACUUUGAGGUUGUGUAAUCAGUAACAAUAAAUGUUAUGUAAAAUCCAGACGUCCUUUAAGCAAGUUUGCUUUUUUGUUAGACAAUAGAUUCCUUUCCAAAACUCAGGGACAAGUAUGAAGCAUCCAUUUUGAAUUGUGUUUU